Molecule: messenger RNA, 3057 nt
Organism: Durotheca rogersii
Lineage: Eukaryota; Fungi; Ascomycota; Sordariomycetes; Xylariales; Xylariaceae
Product: DNA glycosylase
Exons: 1
Coding region: 245-2710 (821 amino acids)
Biological process (GO): base-excision repair; mismatch repair
Cellular component (GO): nucleus
Molecular function (GO): 4 iron, 4 sulfur cluster binding; 8-oxo-7,8-dihydroguanine DNA N-glycosylase activity; purine-specific mismatch base pair DNA N-glycosylase activity
Source: RefSeq, a predicted model, not a curated record
GGCGCACUAACCAGAAAUGGAAGUAUCGAGGUACGUACCUUAGCCAGGGAUCUCUUAAGAUUGGCAUCAACAUCUUCGAUGCAUCAUCUAUUUCCGCUGUUUGGUUCCUACAUCUGUAUUUUAAUACCUCCUACAGCGGUUGUUUUAUUUAUUUAUUCCCGAUUACUUCUCCAUUUCUCCAUUUCUCCUAUCCACGCCCAGAAACAACCGGGGGGGAUCAAUACCCCCGUCUUCGCGCGAUACGAUGCGACGCUCGUCGCGGAUCGCGGCGCGGGACCAGCAGCAUCAGGGCCCGAGUCUAGUUUCGAGCUCACCUCUAAUUCCACCAUCAAAAAAUGUCAAAGAUGCCACAACGGCCCGGCUCGACGCGCCCCGGCUCGCCGUAUCAGCCGGGGCCGGGGGAACGAAGAGGAAGAAGAGGCGCAGGGAGAGCAGUGACGCGUCGGACUACAACGCCACCGCCGACGACGACGCGACGGAGUCUGCCCGCGCGGCCAAGAGGCGCAAACCACGCCCAUCACCACUCCCAACAGGGGCGGCCAGACGUCCCAUCGACGACGCCAACGCCAGGACGCGCAAGAAAGCAGCGCGGGUCGACGAGCAACUCCUGCACGCGCGCAUCUUCGGCAGACCACCACGCGCGCACCUCCCCGCGCCGGGCGGCGACCGCGCACGCCACAGCCUCGCGUACCACCGGCCGCUGCUGCUCGGCGACGGCGGGGCGCGGGAGGCGCUGCUGGCGUGGUUCGACGGGGUGAGCGGGGCGCGGGCGAUGCCGUGGCGGAAGGCGUGGGUGGACCCGGGGGGCAUCGGGGCCGGUAGCGGAAGGGGCUCGGACGCGGAGCAGGAGGGGGAGGAGCUGCGCGAGCGGGUGGCGCGGCGCGCGUACGAGGUCUGGAUCAGCGAGGUGAUGCUGCAGCAGACGCGGGCGGCGACGGCGGCGCCGUACUGGCGGCGGUGGACGGCACGGUGGCCGACGGUGGGCGCGCUGGCGGCGGCGCGGCCGGACGAGGUAGCGGCGGCGUGGCGCGGGCUCGGCUACUACGGCCGCGCGCGCCGCGCCCACGCCGCCGCGCGCCUGGUCGCGGCCGACCCGGAGCUGCGCGGCCUGCUGCCCGCGCGCGCGCGCGACCUCGCCCGCCGCGUCCCCGGCGUCGGCCGCUACACCGCCGGUGCCGUCUCGGCGAUCGCGUUCGGCCGCGCCGCGCCCCUCGUCGACGGCAACGUCCUGCGCGUCCUCGGCCGCCAGACGGCGCUGCGCGCCGACGUCAAGGCCGACCGCGCCGCCGCCGAGGUCCUGUGGGCCGCCGCCGCGCGGCUCGUCCGCGUCGUCGCCGCCGGGCAGGCCGGAGCAGCCGCCGCCGACGACGGCGACGAGGACAGGGACGAGGACGACUUGCCCUUAAGCGACCGCCCCGGCCGCUGGGGCCAGGCCCUCAUGGAGCUCGGGAGCACCGUCUGCACGCCGUUGCCCCGCUGCGGCGCCUGCCCCGUCACCGCGACCUGCCGCGCUUACGCGGAGGGCCUGCGCCGCGCGCGCCGCGCGAUCGGGGGCCGGAAGGCGGCGAAGGGGAAGGGACCCGGCGCUGCUGCGUCGCGGCGGAAACAGCAUCGGCAAGUCAUCAGCGUUGACAUCGAGGACGCGUGUACGCUGUGUACGCCGCUCGAGGACGAAGAGGAGGAGGAGGAGGAGGGAGGGGGAGGGGCCGACGUGGACCCGAGCGCAUCUCCCCCGCGCGAGACCCAGUCCUCGGUCACGUCGAGGGCACCGUCCGCAUCGACGGACCGGAUCCGGGCGGCGCUGCGGCCCUUCGCGUUCGCGUUCGCGUCCGCGCCGACGGGGAAGCGAGGAACAGCCGACGCAGAACAAGAACAGCAAGGAGCAGAAGAUGAAAAGGAUGAAGAAGAAGAGCAGAAGAUACCCGACGCCGCGACGCUGCGUGCCAUCGCGGCCUACGCGCGCGGGUUCCCGGCGCCGGCGGCGAAGAAGGCGGUGCGCGAGGAGGAGACGGUGGUGUGCGUGAUCUCCAGACGGCGACGGCGGGGCGGUGAGGGGCUAGAAGGAGGAGAAGAGGAGGAGGGAGAUGGUGGAGGAGGAGAGCGCCAGUUCCUGAUCCGUCGGCGGCCGCUGAAGGGCUUGCUGGCUGGCAUGUGGGAGAUGCCGAGCUGCACGCUGCCGGCGGUGGCGGGGGGCGAGGACGGGGAGGAGAGCGGAGAGGGUGAGGGUGAGGGGAAGGAGGACGGGGACGGGGACAGCGACCGAGAUGAGAGCGCGGAUGCGAGAUCGCCUGGGAGAGGAGGAGGAGGGAGGAAGCGUGGGAGGGGCGUUCAGAAGAAAAAGAGGGAGAAGAAGGGGAAGGGCAGCAGCAGCAGCGCCCACACGCCCGAGGCGCGCGGCCGCGCGGCCCGGCGCUACGCGGCGGAGACGCUGCGGCUGGCGGCGGGGUCGCGGUCGGCGCUGGCGCACGCCGGCGAGCUGGCCAGCGUGCCGUGGCAGUUCUCGCACCUCAGGCUGACGAUGCACGUGCACCUGUUCGAGCUGCGGGGGCGGGCGGGUGACGAUAACGCAGAAGAUGAUGGAGAGGGGGACGCGGGAAGCACGGCGCAGAGCCGCUGGGCCGACGCCGCCGCCCUCGACGCCGAGACCAUGGGCUCCGGCAUGCGCAAGUGCUGGGCCCUGGCCAAGGAGGCGUGCGGGAUCCGCGAUUAGGAGGGCUCCGGGAGGAGAGGGGCUGCUACGGGUGCGGGGGAGAGGUGGCGCGGCGGAUGCGCCGUUAAUUAUCUACCUGCCAUGCCAUCGCCGAUGUCUGUCUCCUUACGCGGUGGCGCGCGUGUCCGUAAGCUAACUCGCUCGCUUUAUUUCUGUAAACGUCGCGGCCGCGUACUGAAUACGAGGAGCUCUCCUCGAACAGCAGCAUAGCCGGCCUUCUAGUCUAUGGUAGAGUAGGAAAAGGAGCCUCGGGCCGUAGGUGUUGGGUCGUUCUCACAUACUCAAUCUACUCCUCUAACAAUAGGCUACUACUCGUCUACGGAUAGGUACGCAUUAUACCCGGUUCA